AACGCUUUUGAGGCCAGUCUACUUCGCUUUGCUUUUAGAGACGCGUGUGUGCAUUACUUCUAUGCCGUUAUGGUUUUUCCUUCAAAAGCGAGAGUGAUUACGCUUUCGGUAAAUUGAACGAGUGUGUGCUCUCUGUGACUAUAUUGCAUUCGUGAAAAAAAUGUCAAUUAGUGAGAGAAUCCAAGGUUGAAAUUCCACAAGUUUAUCACAGGAAGCGAAUAGUCGUGAAACAUGCCUCAAUGUGCCGUUGCAACGUGCAACAAUACUCAUCGACGCACAAAAGGGGGUAACGUACGUUAUCAUCGUUUUCCUGGAGAUAAUAAAACUCGGAUGCGAUGGCUUCGAUUGUGUGGUAAAACGAUACCGAACUGUUCAACGGCCCGUGUGUGCUCUCACCAUUUCAGUGCAGUUUGUUACGAAAGAGAUGUGCAGCAUGAACUUUUAGGACUUCCCUCCAGGUGUAGACUGAAGAAGGGAGCAGUACCAGAUAAAAAUCUUCCGGAUCAGUUCUUGAAAGAGGAAGUUUUGCCUGAAAGCGCCUUCGAUAUACUUUUAGCUGUUGGUUUGGUGCCUUCGCAGUCGCCGCAGAAACCUUCAGGAGGUCUUCCAUUGGACCUGCAAAAGAUGCGAAUAAUGGAGGACGUAAGAGAAGGAUGUAUGGUUCAGCCUUCAUCGCCAGGCCAUGCAGAGUUGCAGCCCGAAAAAGACAAAACUGAAGAAAAAGACAUCUCAACUGAAAACGGUAUAUCAGCAGAAGCUAAUAAAGAUGAGAUCGCUACCGAAAAAUGUGAACCUACAGAAAAUGUCUCCAACGAUGACGAAAUUGAAAGUAAAGACUUGAAUGCAGUAGAAGGUAAUGAUACUGAUACAGACAUCACCGAUUCCACGUUAAAUAAACGUAAAGAUGAUGAGGAAAAAACAACUGCCAAAAAAUUAAAACUUGACAUCGAUGAGAGUUUUCACCAAAGAAAUAAAAUUUUCGAUGAGUACAUGGAUAUGAUGGAAUGUGAUGACUCCAAUGCUGAUCAGCUUCAAAUACAGUCAGACCAGCUUUCCAACGAAAUAAAAACAUUGAGUGAGCUCGCGCGAGAGAAAGAAAUGGAAUGGAAUAGCAUUAUACAUUUAAAAAAAUUGAAAGAAGAAUUACUGAUGAGAAUUGAUCGAAAAAUUCAAAUAUGUUUGAUGACUGAAGAUAAGAAAGAUGGUGAUUCAAAUGUUGAAGAGAGUAGGAUGAAAACUAGCCCAAAAUUAUUAUCACUCAAUGUUUCCAAAUCUCCACAGAUCGAUAAAAUAAGUAAGCUGCUUUUUGCGGCACAAAAUUCAGAUGAAUCUUUAGAUUUAAGACGGAAUAUGAAGAGUAGGCCAACUCUCGACGUACAAUCCAUCAUAGCAGACUAUAGGCAAAGGCAUCCAGAGAAUAUACCUAGGAGAGGAAAGAGAAUAAGAAAUAAUUAUAAUGGCAAGAAUAGACCUUCUAAUGUAAUGAAUUUCUCAUCUUUAUCUCUGGGUUCUGGUUCCCAAAUGAGGCAUAAUAACUUACAAGAUAUAAGCAACGAAUUGAACCUAAUUUUCAAUACAAUGAACUCGGUUGAAAGUUCUAGAGCAACUAUCGAUACUAGUCAGAGAGUUCCAGAUUCAACAUCCUUCAAAAAUAUGCUUCUGCAACUUGCCAAACUUUCCCAAACUGAAGAGAACGAAAUCCUGGAGACCACGAUGAAGCCUCCACCACCUUAUCCAGAAGUAACAGUUCAUCCAGUCGUAACAACAGCACCUCUCCAGAAUUCCCUAUUGCACGGAAUAUUAACAAAGACACCUUCUAGAGGAGGCUAUAAAAAAGCAUUUAGUCCCACGUUAGCAAGACUUCUAACAGCUCCCGAUCAGUCAGGAAAUGAAACCAAACCAACACUUUCAAUAACAAACAGCUCAGGGCAUCAAUCCAAUAUAUCUAUCGCUGAAAUGCUUUCUUCAAGUAAGGAGGACGAUAAGAAUGAAGAUAGUAAUGAUCGAUUAGUGAUCGAUGAGGGUAAACGGGAGGAGAAACGAGAAUCGGAUAACAAUUCAGAUCCAGGUGAUGAAGUUCCUCAGUGCCAAGGCUGCAACCAAAAAACUGCCCAGUUCGUUUGUGCUGGUUGUGGGAACCAAUGGUAUUGCAGUAGGGAUUGUCAGGUUUCAGCAUGGGAUGAGCAUUCAGAGGUAUGCUGUGGUUGAAAGGAUUCUUCUCUAAUGGAAGUUAUACCAGUAGAAUAUACCAAAGACAGUUUAUGCUGAUAAUCUUCAUCUGAUUGUUCCAAUGCAAUAGCCUACAAUUACUCAAUCUACCGCCUUGAUCAGCGGAAAGUUGCUGAAUUAGUUACAUAUUAGAUUUUUUAUAAAAAAUAGAAGAGAAGGUUGUAAAGAAUACUACUGUAUAUAAGUAAACCAGG
Molecule: messenger RNA, 2423 nt
Organism: Harmonia axyridis
Lineage: Eukaryota; Metazoa; Arthropoda; Insecta; Coleoptera; Coccinellidae
Exons: 7
Coding region: 232-2208 (658 amino acids)
Molecular function (GO): sequence-specific DNA binding
Source: RefSeq, a predicted model, not a curated record